This is a messenger RNA of Psylliodes chrysocephalus, 596 nucleotides long. The record is from the annotation of a GenBank genome assembly. Lineage: Eukaryota; Metazoa; Arthropoda; Insecta; Coleoptera; Chrysomelidae.
UUAUUUGUUUAGUGUUUUUGUGGAGUUCAUUGUUAUUUUCGUAUAGAUCCAAUAAUUUUAAUGGACAACAUCAACAAUGUCACCAACGUUAGUCCAGAUAAAAGAUCUAACGAUUUUACACCCCAUCCCGAAAACCUCACUUCAGAACACUCAACUUCGGAAUGUUCCACGGUUCAUCCCACAUCUGACGAUUCAACCUCGAACAGAUGGUCAUCAGAUCGAUUAAAUAAAGUCCGUAGGAGGCUGUGCUUUGACGAAACUGUUGAUUGUUAUGAUCCAUCGAAGUGGCUAGAAAAAUUUACCGAGACUGAAAAAGAGGUGAAAAGAAAUAAGUGGAAUUUUGAUUUCGAAAAUGAAAUACCGCUGGAUGGGGACUGGGUAUGGGAAAGAAUACCAACAGCGGAAUGCCCAAAAGCACAAGAUGUGGUGUCUUCUAUGAACAAUAAAAAUGAAAAUAGAAAUGUUUGAUAAAGAAAGCGGCAACUGGAGAUACAGCCAAAAAUAAUAAAAAACUAAAGAAGUACUAAUACAUUUCUUCUGCUAAUUUUAGGUAUUUAUGUUUGUCAUUAUUGGUCAUGUAAUAAAUAAUAAUAAAA